AUGCUUGCUUCUACCACCUCACGUAUUGCCCUUCAAGCACGUGCUACUCUUGCUCAACGUUUCUAUGCAACUGGUGCUGGAACCAGCACCCUCUUAUAUGUUGAGCACAAGGAUGGUGCUAUUGGUGGUGCCACUCUCAAUGCUUUGACUGCUGCCAACAAGUUGGGCGGUUCAGUUACUGCUUUGGUUGCUGGUGAUGCCCCUGAAGCUGUCGCCAAGGAAGUUGGUAAAUUGAACGGUGUCUCCAAGGUUUUGCUUGCAAAGGAUGCUGCUUAUGCCAACGCAUUGCCUGAGAAUGUUGCCCCUCUUUUGGCUGCUGCUCAAUCUCAAUUUGGAUUCACUCAUUUGUUUGCUGGUCAUACUGCUGUUGGUAAGAACAUCUUCCCUCGUGCUGCUGCCUUGAUGGAUGUUGCUGCUGUUUCCGAUAUUGUCGGCAUUGAAGGUGAGGAUACAUUUGUUCGUCCCAUUUAUGCCGGUAAUGCCAUUGCUACCGUCAAAUCCAACGACAAGAUCAAGGUAGUUACUGUCCGUGGUACCGCAUUUGAAGCUGCUGCUGCCUCCGGUGAUGCUGCCUCAGAGGAAGCUGCUCCUUCCGCUGACAAGCCCGCCUUGACUCAAUGGGUCAGCGAGGAAAUCCAAAAGAGCGAUCGUCCUGAUCUCGGUACUGCCAAGCGUGUCAUCAGUGGCGGUCGUGGUAUGAAGAAUGGUGAAAACUUUAGCUUGUUGUAUGAUUUGGCUGAUAAGAUUGGUGCUGCAGUUGGUGCUUCUCGUGCUGCUGUUGAUGCUGGUUUCGUUGACAACUCAUUACAAGUUGGUCAAACCGGUAAAAUCGUUGCCCCUGAACUCUACGUUGCUGUUGGUAUUUCUGGUGCCAUUCAACAUCUUGCUGGUAUGAAGGACUCCAAGACCAUUGUUGCCAUCAACAAGGAUGCUGAUGCUCCUAUCUUCCAAGUUGCUGACUAUGGUCUUGUUGAGGAUUUGUUCAAGGCUGUUCCUGAAUUGACUGAAAAGAUCAGCAAAUAA
This is a messenger RNA of Mucor velutinosus, 1023 nucleotides long. RefSeq lists its product as uncharacterized. NCBI's taxonomy places the organism in Eukaryota, Fungi, Mucoromycota, Mucoromycetes, Mucorales, Mucoraceae. Gene Ontology annotation, cellular component: mitochondrion. Gene Ontology annotation, biological process: fatty acid beta-oxidation using acyl-CoA dehydrogenase. Gene Ontology annotation, molecular function: electron transfer activity; flavin adenine dinucleotide binding. The record is from RefSeq and is a predicted model, not a curated record. The coding region runs from base 1 to 1023 and encodes 340 amino acids. The transcript is spliced from 6 exons.